UUUGCUAGUUCACCCAAAAAAAGAAGGGAAAAAGAAAAAAAAGAAUGGAUUAAAAUAUAAAAACAAGUUAAUUUUGGAAAUCAGAAAAAAAAAAAAAACAGGAAUAUAUCCAUCAGAGAUAAACACCACCACCAUGAUCAUCGCCUCUGUGAAAUUCAUCAAUUAGGCCAAAGAAACCCACCACCCCAACCCCUCCUCUCUCUUUCUCUUUCUCUGUCCUCCAUUUUGAUUCAUCAUCUCCAAGGAAGUUAUCCCGUUUUACCCAUGAGCCCAACAUAAAAGAAAAACCUCAAACCAGAUCAAAUUAAUUGCUUCCAAGAUUGGAUCUUUAUCAUCGCAAAUCAUCAAGCUGAGGCGGAGAGACGAUCUGGGUCGUCGUGGUCGCCGGCAUGCCUUUAUUGCUUUCCAGAUUCAGGUAAGACGGAGGAGAAAGAAAGAGAGAUAACAAGGGAUACAUCAAAGAAAUGCCGAGUGUCGGUGUGAAAUUGUACAGUUUGUACUUCAAAUUCAUGUUGAACAAACGGUUGCAGAGCCGAAUGCAACAAAAUCCUCAUGCCACCGGCGCCGUCGCCGAAGACGGCGGUGGCGGAAGCUCAUCUUCUUUCGGUGUAACGUCCCGUCCAGGGGAGGAAACCAUCGCCGCGGCGAAGCCUUCUUUCACCGAGGGCGUUGCCACUAAGGAUAUCCACAUCGACCCAUUAACUUCUCUCUCUGUUCGGAUCUUUCUCCCCGAAUCCUGCCUGGAAUCCGGUAAAUCUAGGGUUAAGGACAAUGCUGCCGGAAAAAGAUCCGAUUUUGACAUAGGAACGGAUCCGAACCAAGUCCUACUUCGCCGGAACAGCUACGGUUCAGCCAAUGGAACUGUCCGGACCCAAAACCAAAAUAAUCGGAGAAGCAGCUACGGGUACAGCAGCAGCUCUGAUGAUACAAAUUUUAAGUCGGGGGCCAAUGGGGCUGGUGUUGGCGUUUACGGAGGAUAUAACCCGGGGAGUAGUAGUACUAGCCGGAAGAGACUCCCGGUGAUGCUGCAGUUUCAUGGUGGUGGGUUCGUGAGCGGGAGCAAUGAUUCAGUUGCCAACGAUUUGUUUUGCAGGAGAAUUGCUAAAGUUUGUGAUGUGAUUGUGUUGGCAGUUGGGUAUAGGUUAGCUCCUGAGAAUCGAUAUCCGGCAGCUUUUGAAGAUGGGCUUAAGGUGCUGCAUUGGCUGGCCAAGCAGGCUAACUUGGCAGAAUGCAGCAAGUCAUUAGGUCGGGGCAGGGGCGGUGGUGUUGGGGCCGAUGUUGGGAGGAAGUCUGAUUUCCACAGGCACAUUGCCGAUGCAUUUGGAGCAUCCAUGGUUGAGCCUUGGUUGGCAGCUCAUGCAGAUCCAUCAAGGUGUGUUCUCCUUGGAGUGAGUUGUGGAGGAAAUAUUGCCGAUUAUGUCACUAGAAAAUCAGUUGAAGUGGGCAAGCUUUUGGAUCCAGUCAAGGUGGUGGCACAGGUUUUGAUGUAUCCCUUCUUCAUUGGAAGUGUUCCAACUCACUCUGAAAUACGACUAGCCAAUUCCUAUUUCUACGAUAAGUCAAUGUGCUUAUUAGCAUGGAAAUUGUUUCUUCCCGAGGAAGAGUUCAACCUGGAUCAUCCUGCAGCAAAUCCUCUUAUCCCAGGGCGUGGACCACCCUUGAAGCAGAUGCCUCCUACUUUGACGGUUGUCGCAGAGCAUGACUGGAUGAGAGACCGGGCAAUCGCAUAUUCUCAAGAACUACGCAAGGUAAAUGUUGAUGCCCCUGUUUACGAGUACAAGGAUGCCGUUCAUGAGUUUGCCACGCUUGGAAUCCUGCUUGGUAGCCCUCAAGCCCAAGCCUGUGCCGAAGACAUCUCCAUCUGGGUAAAGAAGUAUAUAUCACUCCGAGGUCAUGAGUUCUCUUACUAAGUUUCUCUCAUGCUGUACAAUAGGUUUUAUAUUACGAUCUCUUGCUAGUCUAGGUGAUUGGCACUCACAGGUACGUGCUUCCUGAACGGAGUUUAUGUGAUGUGAAGCUUUUUACUUGGAUCUCGGUAAAUGAUCCAUCAUCUGCACGAGUCAGAUUAUGUUGUUUACUAACGGCGCGCGGCGUUCUUUGGUUCUUUUUGUAAAAUAGAAACUUGCCUGAGCUGUUUAGGAGUCAGAUUGUUGUGUGUGAGAUACUGUGUUGGAAAACAUGCCAGAGAGAUGGCAUAUGUCAGAAUCGUCAAUAUAUUAGCUUUUACAUUGAUCUUGUGAUAAAUAGAAUCCAUCAUCAUUUCCUCAUUCCUUUGUUCAUUUACAUUCAGUA
This is a messenger RNA of Oldenlandia corymbosa var. corymbosa, 2292 nucleotides long. NCBI's taxonomy places the organism in Eukaryota, Viridiplantae, Streptophyta, Magnoliopsida, Gentianales, Rubiaceae. The record is from the annotation of a GenBank genome assembly.